AUGUCGACGGAGCCUUAUCCCAUCUCCAUCGCCACUGUCAGCCACCUGCUCGAGCUCAUCGUCAACCUCGAUGAGCCUCUGCCUUCGACCCUCGUCUCGAUCCCGUUGCUGCAGCGGCACCAUUUCCUCAACAUCACAAUCAACGAUGCCGCAGAAUAUCUUGCUUGGCCUACCAGUUUAGAAGCCGCCACCCAUUUUCUAAAUACAUUUCCCAAGGCCCCGCAUUCGGAUCUCAGCCCUACGGUCAAAUAUUCAGCAGACCCGGAGACGCUGGAAGCCCAUGUGUCCAUUACAGACACCGUCCGUCUUAUAUUUCAUUGGGAUCAAGCUUGGAAGUACCACAAUAUCGCCUUCAUGCCUUUCCCCUCCAACACCUACGAGUUCUCUGAUGCCCUGGGCAUCUUUCAGUCCACCAAUGAUUUCCUCCAAGAGGCCUCUUACCCUGUGUCCAUCGCCAGUGGAGACGAGGACGACGAUUCUUAUUGGAACUCAUACGGCCAGGAAGACGACCACGAUCGUUCUGUGAAAGUCCCCGCAAAACCCCACACUCCUCUGAAUUCUGAGGAUGCCUAUUGGGCACGCUACUCUUCUAUCCAUGGCACUGCCGACUCCACGAUCCCAUCCCCUCUUCCCGUAAAGCGCAACCUUGACCAACACUUGGAGGGCGAGCGGGUGUUCGUCACGUCGGGAUCGCUCCAACCCAACUCCACCGAGCUAUACAACCCCCUUGUCCCACCCUCACCCGGAUCUCUUGCCAAACGGCUUGCUGAUCUCUCACAACGUCCAUCAAGCCCUCCCAUGAGCCCCAUCGACGAUGAUGAAGAAGCCUCCACCGAUUCCAACACCACAUCCCCCACCCGUGACGCUCCUGAGUUGGAGUUUACUGGAGCCACCCCCGUCGAUUCGCCCUUGACAGCCGCUUCUCAAAACAACCUCGCGGGUGAAAGAAAUUCCACCACCGAUGAAACGGAUGUGGCACUCCGGCAGACGAUACAGGGCCUCUAUCAACUUUGGAAGGCCGACCGUCACCGCACAGGUUUGUCUUCAGACACCGAAGCGUUCGUUGCCUUGGUACGAAGUGCGAUUGAGGAAUGA
Molecule: messenger RNA, 1095 nt
Organism: Coprinopsis cinerea okayama7#130
Lineage: Eukaryota; Fungi; Basidiomycota; Agaricomycetes; Agaricales; Psathyrellaceae
Exons: 2
Coding region: 1-1095 (364 amino acids)
Source: RefSeq, a predicted model, not a curated record